Molecule: messenger RNA, 1604 nt
Organism: Durusdinium trenchii
Lineage: Eukaryota; Dinophyceae; Suessiales; Symbiodiniaceae
Source: the annotation of a GenBank genome assembly
CCCCCCUAGUUUGCUUCUGGAUGUCCCGGCGCGAUCGCAGCGCCGGACUGCGCGAACAGCUAUGGCAUGGAUAGGUUGCCUCGAGCCUUUCAGAACCCAGGGUCACUGGACCUCAAUCUCCAGGCAGUGGUGCUGGUUCAACGCGCUCUUGCAGGCGCUGGCAAGUAUCAGUGAUCCUCGAUGGUGGAGCCUCUUGAACUUUGCGAAGGACUCGGCCUCAUCUGGGCACAAAGAUGUCUUGACCUUCUUAGCGCCGGUCCUUCAGCACCUGAACCGCGAGGACGCCGCGUUCCCGUCGCCCGCGGAGGACGGCGACGGGAACGGCGACGCGCUGGCGCGCCUGGCGCUGGCGAUCCAGGAGGAGUGUGGUAUGUCGUCCAUCUCCGGUGAGCAACAAGAUGCACAUGAAGCCUUCAUCAAGUUAUUGGAGUCGAUCCAUUCCUCGCUUUGUCGACGGCAGCUCAGAAGCUUCCAGCAGCUCCAGGCGUUCAGCGUGGCCAGGCCAUGCCUCUUGGGACGCGAAGGGCUGCUGAGUUGGUGUGAAGCGACGCAAGCGAUCCAAUGCUUCGAGGAUCUCUUCGAAGGGGUCUUGGAAGAGACGCGCGUUUGCACCGCUUGUGGCCUCGCACGGGUUGAAAGUUGCCCCUCCAAACAGGCCUUCAGAUGUCUAUCGCUCGAUUUGAUCAACAUCGAUCGUCCCCACUUUUCCAGCGUGAACCUGCUGAGUUUGCUGAAGGCUUCUUACAGCGGACAACCCACCGAGGAGAUCGAUGGGCUGCUCUGUUACCGCUGCUCCCUGGAGGCCUCCAUCCGCCGUUUCCUCUUGGACUGCGGCGCUUCCUUCUCCGCCGGCCUCGCCUUCCGCCGCUUCAUGCGCCUCGCCGACGGCUUGGCGCCCAGCGGGGCGGAGGUGCUGGAGGCCUUGCGGCCGCUGGGCGCGCCGCCCUGUGUGCUGCGACGGAGGAGUCACUUGAGGUCCUUUCGGAUCAAGGUGGCCCCGAGGAUCCUGACCUUCCACAUGCGUCGCCUGAUCUUUGGCCCUUUCGGCUUCAUCAAGGUGAGCAAUCCUGUUCGCUAUGCCGAGAUCCUUCACGCAGACGACCUGGGCCUUGAUGGGGGUCUCUACUCCUUGUCCUCUGUCAUGUCCCACUUGGGCCAGGCCCACGCGGGGCAUUUCAUCACUCACCGCGUCUGGCCGAAGGGGACGCCCCUUGUGGAAGAGCGCAGUGUGCCCCUCUGCACGCCAUCAGGGAAGGUAGUUCCGUGGUUCCGGAUGGAUUCCAGCCUGAGGAUUCUGCGAGUGCUGUGGCACCGCGACGUGGGCUGCCGCCUCUUUGGGAAAAGCCGACAGACCUCCAAAGUGUGGGUUUGCACCAAUGACGACGACGUCUCGGAAGUGCCAGCGUGGCAGGCCUUGAACCUCCCAGCGGCGUACCUGUUCUUCUACGAGAGGUGCGAAUCCGCUGCGAGAUGACGUCAAUUGCAAAAAUGGACGCGACAUGUCUUUCGCGAUGCAGGGAGGAUGACUUGCCCUAGAAAAACGUCAAUCUCAACAGAGGACCUCCAUUUAUCCGAAGACUGCCUCCCAGGUGGUCCUCGUGAGG